This is a messenger RNA of Pogona vitticeps (central bearded dragon), 4473 nucleotides long. NCBI's taxonomy places the organism in Eukaryota, Metazoa, Chordata, Lepidosauria, Squamata, Agamidae. The record is from RefSeq and is a predicted model, not a curated record.
UAGAAAUGUGAUCACUAUUGUACAUGAUAACCACACAUGAAGGGCUGUCAUGGAAGAUGGAGCAAGCUUGUAUUUUAGGAGCUCCAGACAGUAGGAUCCAAAACAACGAAGUUGCAAGAAGGGAGAUUUUGACUGAACGGAGAAACUUUACAAUCCCGGAAGCUUUGUUAAAGGAAAGAGAUAAACAAGCAAAGUGGAAUGGCAUUCCUUUGCUUCUACAAAAGCUUUAUGAGAACAGUCAUCCCAACAGUGAUUUUUCUCAGUGCCAAAGCAUAUUAAAGGAAAUUUCCCCCCUCCUUUCAAUGGAAGCCAUGGCAUUUGUGACAGAAGAAAGGAAGCCUGCCCAGGAAUCUACUUUUCCAAAUACAUACACAUUUGAUUUAUUUGGAGGAGUUGAUCUUCUAGUAGAAAUACUUAUGAGACCAACUCUUAUUACACAGAAGAAGAACCAAAAAAUAAGUGAUGACCUUAUCAAGGAUUGUUUAAGUAUAUUGUACAACACUUGCAUAUGUACUGAAGGAGUCACCAAGCGAUUGGCGGAAAGAAAUGAUUUUGUGUUGUUUUUAUUUACAUUGAUGACAAACAAGAAGACAUUUCUACAAACAGCCACACUUAUUGAAGACAUCCUAGGCAUGAAAAAGGAAAUGAUUCAAUUAGAAGAUAUCCCAAAUCUCUCCAGUCUAGUUUCUAGCUUUGACCAGCAGCAGCUUGCAAACUUCUGCAGGAUUCUCGCAGUUACGAUUUCAGAGCUUGACACAGGCAGUGAUGAUAAACAUACACUUCUUGCAAAAAAUGCUCAGCAGAAAAAAAAUUUGGGCCCUUCUCGAGCAGAAAUUAAUCAAGCUACCCUUCUCAACAUACCAGGCUUCAUUGAGAGGUUAUGUAAACUAGCAACCAGAAAAGUAUCAGAAACAACUGGAACAUCAAGUUUUCUUCAGGAGUUGGAAGAGUGGUACACCUGGCUAGAUAAUGCGCUUGUACUUGAUGCACUAAUGCGUGUGGCAGAUGAGGAGACAGAGCAAAGCAGCACAGAAUCUUCAGAUGAGAGUGGAUUUGCCAACACCUCAAUAAGAAACCAGCUUCCACAAUCUAUGAAAAUAAUGCAUGAGAUCAUGUAUAAGUUGGAGGUUUUGUAUGUUCUCUGUGUGCUUUUAAUGGGAAGACAAAGGAAUCAGGUUCACAAAAUGAUUGCAGAAUUCAGAUUGAUCCCUGGCCUUAAUAAUUUGUUUGAUAAAUUGAUCUGGCGGAAACAUUCUGCUUCACCUCUUGUUCUACAUGGACAUAACCAGAACUGUGACUGUAGCCCGGAUAUUACCUUGAAAAUCCAGUUUUUGAGACUGCUUCAGAGUUUUAGUGAUCAUCAUGAGAACAAGUAUUUGCUUUUGAACAGCCAAGAACUUAAUGAACUGAGUGCAAUCUCCCUCAAAGCGAACAUUCCUGAGGUGGAAGCAGUUGUCAACACAGACAGAAGUUUAGUCUGUGAUGGGAAAAGAGGCUUGCUAACGAGAUUACUUCAGGUAAUGAAGAAGGAGCCAGCAGAAUCAUCAUUCAGGUUUUGGCAAGCAAGGGCAGUUGAAAGUUUCUUACGAGGUGCUACUUCCUAUGCAGAUCAGAUGUUCCUGCUAAAGAGAGGGCUCCUAGAGCAUAUUCUCUACUGCAUUGUUGACAGUGAGUGCAAGUCACGUGAUGUGCUUCAGAGUUACUUUGAUCUUUUAGGAGAACUCAUGAAAUUCAACAUAGAUGCUUUUAAGAGGUUCAAUAAAUACAUCAAUACAGAUGAAAAGUUUCAGAUUUUUUUAAAUCAGAUCAACAGUUCACUGGUUGAUUCCAACAUGCUCGUUCGUUGUAUUACUUUGUCUCUGGAUCGAUUUGAAAGCCAGUCAGAUAUUAAAGUUGCAGAAGUCUUGUCGGACUGCCGUCUGCUAUCAUACAUGUCUCAGAUGUCUGUGAGGAUGUCCUUCCUUUUCCGACUCAUUAAUAUUAUUCAUGUACAGACACUCACACAGGAAAAUGUAAGUUGUCUGAACACAAGUCUAGUUAUAUUAAUGCUGGCCCGAAGGAAAGACAAGCUUCCGUUCUAUUUGCAUACACUUCAGGAAAUGGAGUACACAAAGAAAUACCCUGGCUUCAUCCUGAAUAAUUUCCACAGUCUUCUGCGUUUCUGGCAACAACAUUACCUCAAUAAGGAUAAGGACAGCACCUGCUUAGAAAAUAGUUCAUGUAUUAGUUUCUCCUACUGGAAAGAGACUGUAUCUAUACUACUUAGUCCAGACCGGACAUCACCUUGUGCCAUAAUCAGCUACAUUGAUGAAGCAUACAUGGACAUUGACAGAGAGUUCACUGAGGAGUAAUCAUUCAAGUACUGUCUUCCAGCAGACUGUGCUUCAGAGGGAAUCCUGCAGAUGAGGGAUUUUCAGGGAUAUGCUUUGUGCACAAGCUUGGAACUAUGGAAUGUCAUCACGCUAAAAAAUUCUCCUUACCCUCAACCCUUCCUUCCAGCUCUCUUUUGAAGAGCAAGACUUUGUAAACUUCCUGGGCAACAUAUUCAGGGACACUUUUUUUCUUUAAGCAAGUGCUGGUUUAAAAAAAAAAGCCCAGAUUUUCCUGCUCAUUGUGGCUAGAACUUCUAAGCUUCAUAGAUUGAAUUCUUCAGAUGUGCAGUGGUUAGCUGUGGCUUUUCCUCCUUCUUACCAGACUUAGAUACUAAAAGUGAAGACAAUUUCCUGGGUCAUUCCAAUAAGCCAGUUUGAUGGGCAUACCAAAUGUGCACCAACCACACAUAAGCCAUUUUAAAGAUUUCCACUCACCCAUCCCAUUCUUUUUCCUUUGCAUUAGGAAUUAAAGUUGAUAGUAUGUGGAUUUCAUUUCUAAAUGGUAGCGUCAGCAUCUGCAAACUACUUUGGAAUUGUUUCCCACAAAACUAUCCAAACGUCCUCUGUUUAUUUUAUUGUGAAAUUACAUAGAGAAAUAUCCAUUCUGUGGAAAUACUUUUGUCUCCACGUGAUAUGAAAGCAUUGACUGAAACAGACACACAAUGUAGUGAUUGGUUGGAUCUGAAAUCCUAGCAUUAAUAAGUUUAAAUUUCUUGAGUUUUUUCUGAAAUUGGCAGCCUGACUGUUUUGUCAGCAAAUAACCAAUAUAAGUUGAAUUCUGCUUUGGUUCAAUGUAAAACCGUCUCUUGAACAGAAGUUAUACUAAUCCAAAGCUUGGAAACUUAGAGUCAGUGGCUAAAAAGACUAAAUUAAUACAGUACCUUUUAUUCUGAUGUGGGGAUUUUUGUUGGUUGUUCUUCAAGCAUAAUAGUUACUAGAAUCAUUUACUCUUCUCCAUUUGAUACCUGUACCAAAUGCUGCAUACUACAUUUUAAUCUGAGAUGAGGCACUCAGCAAAACAUGAGCUUACGUUAUAGCUGCCAUCAUUUAAAGAAGUCAUUUGGAAUAUAGCUCAGAUCUGAAGUCAGAAGCUAUCUGAAAUGAAUGCUUAAUUGCAAUACUAUGCUAAAGCACUUUUAAAGGGUUUAUGAAGCAUUAGCAGUCCUUUUAUUUCCCUCAGAUUUGAAUGGUUUUAUUUUCCAUUAAUGUGCAUAUGUAUGGUUCUGAAACAUUUUGUCUACAGAAUACAUCCCUGAAAAACUUUGUGUUAGAAUGUUUAGUACAUGGUGGUGUUUGUAUUCUGAAAUGGCUUUACUUCUAAAAGAAAAAAAAAUACCUAUCAAAAUCAGCCUUCAUCUACACAUGCAGCUUCCAGGCAUCUACUUGAAAGUAACAACAGCCAAUAAUAAAAUGAGGUCGACCUGAUAUUUCUUCCCAUUUUUGUCCCAUACAGCACCUUAUUUUAGGAAACAAUGUUGAAAUAACACCUUUACCACAGCUGUUUGGGCACAGAUUAUAUUAUUGAAGUGCUUGCUUGACAAAAACCUGAAGGCUACCACCUGCAGGAUAAAAAGUAUAAUAUAACUCUUGGCUAUGCAGGCCUGAUUGCUCUUUGGUUUAGAGAAAGAGGCUAACUGGUUGUGAAUCUGUUGGUUGAACUAAUCAGCACUUUAUGAAGACUAAACCCAUCUGUCUAUUGUGGACUGUCAAAAAGGAAAAUGAAAGGCUGAAAGGAAAUCAUGUGCCUGCUGUAUCAAAGCAAACAUCCAUGGGGUUGAAGGGGAUGGGGAGAAUCCCAACAGCAUGUUUACAUUUUUCUUCUCAGAGACUGUUUCACUGCACUGCCUUUGCCACACCCACAUGCUCUACUAGUGGAUGUGAUGCAGGCAUCAAAAUGUUGGAAUGUUGUUUAAUAUGUGCAACUCUUCUGUUGUGCCGAUUCUGUAACUUAUACCAGCCAUAUGCUUCAAAAUAAGUGCUGUGUAUUAAAAAAAAAGCCUGAAAUGAAUCUGGAUGCCUUUCAUUAGUGUUAAUUAGUUGACCCAAACAGCAUUUCCACAGUUCUGCAAAAAUUGCAUAGUAAAGCCUACUUUUAUCACUA